GCGUGUGAGUGUGUGUGUGUGUGUGUGCGUGCGUGCGUGUGUGUGUGUGUGUGCGUGCCUGUGACCUUGAUUUCUCUCUGUACCUGUAUGUGAGUAAAAUGUUACAUUCUGCGUCUCUCCCCAAUUUGAUGUACAAGUCUCCGUAUAUUUAAGCUUGUACUUUGAAAUAAGUCGUCUGCAAACAUUCACUAGUCUGUUUCUCUACGUCUGCUGUCCUUGCCGUCUCACUAUCUCUUAUUGUUACCUACUGUCUGUUCAACACUUUGCUAAACCGUACAUCCCUAUUUCUUGUUCUAAUAUAUUUUAUAUGUAUUUAUCUUUUAAUGUCCAGUUUUGUAAAUAAAACACAAAUGUGUCCUUAAUAUUGGAUACUGCAUAUCAUUCAGUACUGAGAUGGUUAAGGCCUAUUUAAAAUACUCUGAAGGCUAAUAGACUGACAGGCUGUUGGAGAUAAGCUGCUUCAUAGGAUCAAGUUGGUCUGCGCUUUCUUUCUCCUUUAUUUACAAUGUUUUAAUAUAAAGAGACCAUAAUCUGCUUCUCUUACGUACCACCGGUGGCUGAUUAGAUCCACAUUUGCCCAGCAUCAUAGUUGGAGGUCGGCAAGUUCGAGAUGAUCUUAUCAGGGUAAGGCUGUGGUAUCAAAUUUCAGAUGAGAUCACUUAUUUCACAUCACAAAGCACAUCCCUACAGCCUGCUCAGCAUCAACUUCACGUUUCACAGACCUCUUUGUUCCUGAUCUGUGCAGCACAAGCUGAGAAGCACAUUCUUUCUCCACACUCUGCAAGCAGCCACAUUGGAGCCUGUUAGCUGCCAUCAUGCCUCUGCUGCAAAUGCUGUCUGAUUCCUAGCUUGUACAAAAACAAACCCAUCCAUUAUACAACCACACUGGCUGUCAGGCAUUUUAGAAAAGGUGGUUUAUGGCUGGGAGUUUAGUAGCUGGCUUUGUGUAAACACCUCUUGCCCUUGCAGUGCAGGGUGGCAUGGAGGCCCCGGUCAAAAUCAAACGGACCGCCAUCACGCUGGCACAGAAAGUCCAGAUCAUCUUGAAGCUGAACGACCCCUCCUUCAAGCAGAAGGAGAUCGCCCAGGAGUACGGACUGACCGCCUCCGCCAUCUCCAAAAUCGUCAAGAAGAAAGAGGGCAUUCUGGAGGAAUGGCUGCGCGGCGGGAACCUGGAGCGCAAGCGGAAACGCGAGGGCAAGAACCAGACCAUCGACGAUGCGCUGCUCAGCUGGUUCUGGAUGGCCAGCAAGGAGGAAGGCCCCAUCUCCGGGCCGGUGCUCAUGGCCAAAGCCAAGGCCCUUGCCGAUGAGAUGGGGAUCGAGUUCAAACCCACCAAUGGGUGGUUGUGCCGCUGGAAGAACCGCAACAACCUGGCCUACAGGCGGGUGCCGAGGGAGAAGGCCGAUUACCUGACCACCAGCAACCACAGGCCCGGUUUGCCCAUGCUUGUGACUCCCUCUCUCUACCUGCAAGAUGCACAGCAUGUCCCAGAGUAUUAUGGAGAAGGAACACCAACACAACAGCCGGAGGAAGCGGAGGAAGACUCCCGUGACCAGACUGCAGAGGGGAUGGAGCAGGAGGAACAAGACGCACACUUUUAUACAGGCAAGUCUUGAAUACCCAAACAAGUCUUGAAUACCCAAGCAAGUCUUGUAUACCCAAGCAAGUCUUGUGUACCCAAACAAGUCUUGUAUACCCAAGCGUCUUGUAUACCCAAGCAAAUCUUGUAUACCCAAGCGUUUUGUAUACCCAAACAAGUCCUAUACCCAAACAAGUCAUAUACCCAAGCAAGUCUUGUGUACCCAAGCAAGUCUUGUAUACCCAAGCGUUUUGUAUACCCAAACAAGUCAUAUACCCAAACAAGUCAUAUACCCAAGCAAGUCUU
Molecule: messenger RNA, 1888 nt
Organism: Leucoraja erinaceus (little skate)
Lineage: Eukaryota; Metazoa; Chordata; Chondrichthyes; Rajiformes; Rajidae
Product: tigger transposable element-derived protein 3-like
Exons: 2
Coding region: 981-1619 (212 amino acids)
Cellular component (GO): nucleus
Molecular function (GO): DNA binding
Source: RefSeq, a predicted model, not a curated record